Callorhinchus milii (elephant shark) is the source of this 5627-nucleotide messenger RNA. RefSeq names its product dynein axonemal assembly factor 8. The transcript has 31 exons. NCBI's taxonomy places the organism in Eukaryota, Metazoa, Chordata, Chondrichthyes, Chimaeriformes, Callorhinchidae. The record is from RefSeq and is a predicted model, not a curated record. The coding region runs from base 228 to 5186 and encodes 1652 amino acids. Gene Ontology annotation, molecular function: dynein complex binding.
UCCGCAAUGUUCACCCUGAAAGGUUCAAAGUUUCAGCCCCGGUGACCUUUGACCCGAGGCGGGCGGUUUGAGCGCCGGUUAGUUCCCAGACUGCGGGAGUCAGAGAGAGAAACAGAGAGAGACGGCGCUGCGCGGCGCCCGGUACUGGACGGCGCGGGGCCGGUGAGAGACUACCUCCUAGAACUCUUGUGAAUGAACGACAAAAGGAAGCAGCGUCCUGAUUAAAGAUGACCUCAACUGAUGAGGACCGUAAAAAUGUGACACAAGUAAAUGACAACAGUUCUGAGUUUCCGACAACAAUGAUCGAUUCCCUAAAUCCUGCACAACAGAAUCUCAAAUCACAUUGGGAUGCAAUAUAUGCAGCGGUUAAGGAUGAGAUACCCUCCCUGGAUUCAGACUCUUCACUUUCUGAUAUAGAAGAUGGUGAAAUUGCUAUUUUCCAGCGACAUAAGUCAAAGCAAAUUACCUCUUUACCGGAAGAUCUGAUGGAUUUAUCCUUAGAUGAUCCAGUUCUUGAGGAAAUGCUGGAAUCUGUAAGGUACUCACCAGUGGCCUGUGAAGAAUACUGCACCACAGAGCCUGAUAUUCGAGAGAGCUUCGGAAUUGAGAUUUCCAGAAAUAAUAAUAACACCAGUGCUGAGAUUGAUACUCAUCCUGAAUCGCCGGAACAACUAACAGGUUUUAGCACAGAUCAGAACAAAAAUCUCUUUGAGGUAAGAAGAGAAAAUAGGCCACAAGGAGAAGAGUGCUGUGUCCAACAAGGAAAUAAAGCUGGGGGAGACCCGUGUUUAUCAGAAGCACAAUUAGUUACUAGGAAUCGAGAAGAAAGCCAAAGAUUCAAUGCCAGUGGAGAUGGAAACGUAGAUUUCUGGCAAAUGCUAUCCUCAGCAUGGCUAUCCAGAAUUGAAUCUCCACCUUCAACAAUAUCAACAGCCUCUGUGCAAACUAAUGCAGCAAGCACUUCUGAUACCAUCCAGCAAAAGGCAACAACCACUGAAAAUAAUUUAGCUGCCAUGAACCUAUGUGAAAAACUCGCCAAUCGUAAAUCAGUUCCACACAAAACUGCACCACAAAUCUUUAAUGCAGCGACCAAGGAACGUAUAUGCACUUCAGAUACUAAAAUGAAUGUCAAAAUAGAUAUUUGGAAUAAAAAUGCAUCUAAGAAGCAAGAAAUACAAGGAACAAGUACAGGACAGCAAAGCAAAAGAUCACCCAUACUUUCUUUAGAAUCUAUAAGCCAAGUGGAUCUGGAUAGAAUCCUCCAGAACUUGGAGCAGAUGGAAGACAAGAACAUUAGUGUUUUAGAGGACACUCCUAAUAGCACUCCAUCCACCUCUGCACGUUCUUACGCCAAAAGCCAGGAGAAGCUUAUGGAACAGCUGACUUUGCUGGCUAUCAGUCAAUCUGGAGGAAUGCUGAAAGAGCUAUCGGCCAAGCCCCCGUGUGAUGAACAAGACCAACCCAACAAGGAAAAGUGCAAAAUCAGCAGUUCCUCAUUUCAUACCAUCAGUCCUGAAGAAGGCAAAUAUAGCUGGAAGAAAGCAGAGAGCCUGGCAAUAAGAAAAACUUCUCCAAUUGUUCACAUUGACCUGCGGAAUUGGGAGUUGGAAAAGACCACAGAAUCGCAGACAGACAACAGGAACAGAAGACAAAGGCCUGCAUGGCCCAAUUCAGAAAGUUCUAGUUCUACUGAAGAAGAGGAGAACAUGUCACCCCAGGACCAGAAUAGAGUGAAGAAAAAAGAGUGUCUGGCUUCAGGGAAUGAUCGCAGGUGGAGUGGCUGUACAGGUAAAAGUAUGUUGCUGAGCCAGCUCCGAAAAGCAUCUAAGGAACCCCUGAAAAUGGCAGACAGUACUGUGUCCAUAUGUUGUGCUGGAGAGACUGGUACAAAUCUUGCAGAAGAAAAAACACUCCAGAAGAAGAGAAGAAAAGCAAGGACUGAAACCACGCUUGUUGAUCACAAACAGGGCAACGUGUCUGUGAGUGUGGUGUCCAACACAGAGAAAGGAGGUUUGGGAACACUUAAUUCAUCUAGUGGCCAACAGAUCUUUGAACGUAAAGAAAUAGUUCCUCUUGAGACAAGGUUGAACGACACUUCAGAUGCCUCUAUUCAUACUGUGCAGCAGAAUAAACCUAGAGUGCUUGAGGGAGAGCAAAUCACACAAAGGAAAGGAGAGUCUGCAAAUAAAAACAGCACUAGUCACAAGGUGAAGCCUAAUGAGCAACACAGAAGAGAACAAUGCAGAAAAGAGCAGCAGAGCCGUCAGCGACUACAAAGACACCUCAGUAACCUGAAACCACUGAGUUCCGUGUCCGGGAAGCAGUUGACCGCAGAGUCUACACCUCUGCUCUUCAGCACGGAGGCAUCAUACUUGCCUAACAUCAGCACGUUACCUCCGAGAGGAAGAGAUGAAAUGCUUUUACUGACUGUCCACCUCUCCAGCUGUGGACAGAUGGUCCCUAGUGGCCAGCAGACUGGACGUUUGCUGGACAGUGCACUGACUGCAGCCAACAUUUACAAUGCUGUGGUUUCAUGGGUCCUUUCACUGGUGACCGUUCCUACCUGUUCUGUGAAUCGAUCAUAUGGAGAUUGCUCUGAAGCUGAGGUGGUCGCACCAUUUCAGGUGGUGGGUCUCCAACAGACCUGGCGUGAAGAUGGGCUAGCUUUUUACGUCUGUGUGAUACCAAUGUGUGAGGGUUUUGUCCAGCCUAUCUACAGCAGGAAUCGAAAGAACAGGGUAAAGGAAGAGUUAAGAGGCACCUCUGCAUUUUAUCAGCUGGUUGUGAAAUUCCUAUCACAAACUAGUCUGAAACCAGUGAUCUGGUGGAGUGAACAGCUGAACAAUCGUCUUUCGGAACAAUUGUGUCCAAUGCACGUGUGCCUUCCUUCUGCUCGCCUCAGCUCCGUGAUUUCUGUCAGUCCAGACACUAAGGCCGUUGAAAAAGUUUUUAAGGUUCAGAUUGGGUUUUACUGGCAAACAGUGGAGACCGAGGAAAACUGCUGCCCCAGUGCCGAGGAGAUUGGGGAGAAUUGUAAGGAGAAUCCUGAGGUUACCAUGGCACUAGUGUUUGAGAACUUGUUCAGUGAUCCCAUAGCAUUUCACCACGUGCUGCAGCUCAUCCUAAGCAAUGGUAUAGAUAUCUGUGGUCUUCGACUGCUGUAUCCAACACAUAGCCUCCUGACUGACAGCACAGGUAAACUGCCUUCUACUUAUUGCUCUGAUGAUACAAAAACAAUGCCUGUAUUGGCAUUGGCACUGAGAGGUGCAAAUGCCCGUGUAUUGUGGAUGGACAUUGUAGGACCAUUUGAUCCUGGGGUAGCCAGUGUGACAGAUCGGCAUUCCAUAAAUGCGUUGUACUGCAAGAGUCGUAGUGAGCCACUCCUUUACUCCCCGCGCCAGGAGAGUCGUAUCUACUGGGAGCUGUACGUGUGGUUCGGUGGGAGGGUUCCUGAAGAUGGGAUUGUGCAAGUUGGCAUUCAGAAUCCUGUCAGGAGGACCAGGUUCAGAUCCAGAUCAAACAGUCCACAGCCCACAGGAACCCACACAAACUCCAGACAGGAUAGGGGUGCACAACAGAUUAUACCCUGCAGACCUCCUGCUACAGUUGUUGCAACCAUCAAAGCUGACCUACUGCUGCUGGUAUCGCCUGCUGUGCCUCUGAAUUGCUGUGGUGAUAUCCUGUCAGUCUGUACCAGACGGGGAUUCAGUCUGCAAGGUGUGCGACGUUUGCGUCUGACUCCAAAGCGAGCCAACAGUCUCGGCAUCGGGAGUAAGCAGAUCUCAGUGUUUUGUCGAACAUCCAGCAAUGGAUCCUUAACUUCACAAGGCUCUGCUGUUGAUGAGUUGCCUAGUCACUGUUUUUUAAUGCUGCUGAGAAAAGAGAAUGUUUGUCAUCAUGUUCCCAGUUUACUGAAAGGAUUAAUGAAUGAACUGUCUGAACAGGGCUUGAUUGGAAGUGUACAGAGCAGACUUCCCCACAUCACUGAAUUUGAUAUUGGAUUGUGUUUUCAUGUGGUGCCUUACACUGACCACAUUCUGCAGGGACUAGGAGGAAGUCUGAGUGCAGUGGCUGACUCUGCCAGUCUCACACUGGAUGUGCUCUAUAAGCACAGCUACAUGUCCAACCCCGAACUGGAGCAGGUUGUCGUUCUCACAAUGACUGGGCACAAAACCAUGAAAGAAGCCGGGAUCGGCUUGCGGGAGCUUCUGCGUCCUACAGUGAACCAAUCACAAGGUCAAUCUGAAAACAAUAUGGCAGAUGGAGGUUUUGAACUGCUAGGCUUGAAAUGGUUGCCGCAUCUGAGCAGCAGCCAGGCCAAGGAACUAACCCCAUUUGAAGUGGGCGACCGACAUUGGCAGGGUAGCAUUGACUGCCUGGUGUCCAGCCCAGCUCUUGUAUGUGUGCUGCGGCGGGUCCGUGCCUUUGGUGUGUUGGCUGAAAUUCUAAAUACAACUAACUCCAAAGUCAGUCUACUCAAUGCAAAGCAAAGCAACCUGGAGAAAAUCAUGUCACCAACUCCAGAGAUAGCUUUCCGACAAGCUGCUUUAUUCUUCACUGACCGGGAACUAGUUUCAGAUCCAAGUGCCCGACCGUUACUGAAGUACAUUGCACCCUCUCUCAGCUCGGGGAACACUGCAACAGGGAAAAGAUCACAAGCUAUCAACAAAGAGUCUAUCUUUACCUACAUGUUGCUUGGAGCCCAACCCUUGCUUACUGUGCUGGUGAUCAAGCCCUCCACUUUGCCCCGGCAUUUCUCCAAGAUUCUCCACAAACUAGACCUGGAGCACUUCUAUAUUGUUGGUAUGAAAUUGGUCAGUCUGGACAAAGAGAAAGCCUCCCUUCUGUCUCCGUCCAACAUACAACAGGAACCGGAUUUGAUGAGCCGCAGUGUUGAUUCCCUGACCUCAAGUCCCUCAGCCAUUUUGUGUGUUCAACGAGAAAAUGCUGUGAAAAAGCUGCUUGACUUGCUUGGACCGGAAGAUCCCCAUGAGGCCAGAGCCCUGAACCAGUUCCUAUGGAGAGGUCACUGUGGGACAGACCUCGUCCACAAUGGCUUCUAUGGUUCCCAAUCUUAUAAGACUGCAGUCAGGGAUGUGCAGAUGUUUUUCCCGGAAGGACUGUGUUGUGAAGAGUCUCAAAUGCUGCAGAAUGAACAGAUUCUCACAAAAAAAAGGAUUUGCUGAUCAGCCCUGAAUUCACACAUAAUCGCAAGCUUGUCAGACGUUCCUCUCUUGCUGAGUCCCAGGCAGUAACUGUUGCAUGGAGUGGACAACAAGGCCUUUGUCAGACACUUGCUUGUUGCUACCCGGUCCCUUUUUCAGCAGGAGCCACCAUCCACCGUACAUUGAGGUUAUGGAUCACCUGGCAGGAAGCAAAUUUCUGCUGAUGGGCGCACGGAUGGGAGUUCUAGACCUGUCCCAAGCUCAGCAUGUAGCGAAGCUACUCACUACUCCAGACAGCAGCUCGACAAUGUGCUCAUUGCUCACAAGUGGUCCCUGUUUGUUUCUAGCUCUGGAGAGAGAUAAUGCCAUCUCUUGUUUCCACAUACUGUUAAACAGCAUCACGUGGGACAAAUUGCAGCUCCAGGAAUACCUGCAAUAUCUCAUCUACCCAAAGACUGAGAA